This is a messenger RNA of Anopheles gambiae (African malaria mosquito), 4254 nucleotides long. RefSeq lists its product as uncharacterized. Lineage: Eukaryota; Metazoa; Arthropoda; Insecta; Diptera; Culicidae. The record is from RefSeq and is a predicted model, not a curated record. The transcript has 6 exons. Bases 18 to 4202 code for a protein of 1394 amino acids.
AGCAUUCUACAAACAGUAUGAAGCACAUCAUCCUGGCAGUGGUGAUCUCCCUGGCCGCUUUGGCCAGUGGAUCGUACGUUCCGAGCAACAAGUACGAAGCAACAUACGCCGACAAGGAUUUGCUGUUCAAGCAAAAGUUCUUCUUCGAGGUGCUGCGCAACAUACACCUGCCGCUCAAGUAUGAGGAGUACCUGCCGUACACCAAGAGCUGGGUGUCGGAUGAGUCCAAGUAUCAUAACUUCCCACAAGUGGCCGAGUUCUUCGACUGGUACACGACCGGUGGUUUUGUGGAGAAGGGCGCACUCUUCACCAUCUACAACGAGGAUCAUCUCCGGCAGACCUAUCUGCUGUUCAACCUGCUGUUCAACAGCGCCGACUGGGACACGUACUAUCAGAACCUGCUGUGGGCUCGCGAGAACGUGAACGAGUGCAUGUUCAUCUACGUGGUUCAUUUCACCGUGUUCCAGCGCGCAGAUUUGCAGGGAAUCGUCCUGCCAGCUAUCUACGAGAUCUACCCGUACUACUUCUUCAACACCGAUGUGAUCCGCUCUAUCACGAACAAGAAGCUGUACGAUGCCAAGUUUGGCUUGAACGCCAACGGCAAGUACAACGUCGUGUUCGCCAACUACACCGCCUUCGAAGCGUACAAGCUGGACGCGUACAACAGCCUGAAGAGUGAGGAGUACCUCAACUACUACACCGAGGACAUUGGCCUGAACGCGUACUACUUCUACUUCAUGAUGGACUAUCCGUUCACGCUGGGCGGCGAACGGUUCGGGCUGAUCAAGGACCGCCGCGGAGAGCUGUUCUGGUACGUGCAUCAGACGCUGCUCGCUCGCUACAAUCUGGAGCGCCUAUCGAACGGCAUGGCCACCGUGCAACCGCUGGCGUGGCGCUUCCCGAUCAAAACCGGCUACUCGACGAUGCUCAGCUACUGGAACGGUGUGCCGUUCAAGAGCCGGGAAAACAACUUCGUGCUAGAUGAUGAUCUGUACAAGCGGCUCGACUGGGUUACCGGUUGGGAGAUUAAGCUGCGCAAGACGAUCGAGGAUGGUUUCUACAUGACGGACGAUGGCCAGCGUAUUGAUCUGCGGCUGCCGGAGUCGGCCGAUGCGUUUGGCAGCAUCAUGAACGUGAAUGUUGAUUCGUACGGUAUGAAGCACAUGGGGUACAUUGAAAUUUUGUCCCGUGCCCUGCUGUCAAACACGGAGUACCGGUCGAAGAAGAUGUGGCCCUCGGUACUGAUGCAGUUUGAGACGAGCCUGCGCGAUCCAAUUUUCUACCAACUGUACGACCGCUUCCUGGAUAUCUACAGCUACUUCAAGCGUUUCCUGCCAAGCUACACUUACGAGGAGCUCAACUUCAACGGUGUCGUUAUUCAGGACGUUACCUUCGACAAGCUGAUGACGUACUUUGACUUCUUCGACUCGGACGUCUCCAACGUUCUGCCCAUGCAGUCUACCGACAAGUAUUUCGAUCAUGCCGUUUACGCACGUCAGAGUCGCCUCAACCACAAGCCGUUCAGCUACACGAUGAAUGUCAUGUCGAACUACACCGGAAAGGCCGUCAUCCGGGCGUUCGUUGGUCCGAAGUUUGAAAGCAUCUUUGAUCUGCAGUACUACAAGAAGUACUUUGUUGAGAUUGAUCAGUAUCUGGUCGACUUCACCGCCGGCAAGAACACCUUCGUGCGUAACUCGCGCGACUUCUACUGGAGCGUCAAGGAUCGUACCAUGUACACCGACCUGUACAAGAAGAUCAUGCUCGGAUACAACGGACAGGAGAAGUUCGCCCUGGACAUGUCGGAGGCCCACUGUGGAUUCCCGGAUCGUCUGAUCUUGCCCAAGGGCUGGACCGGCGGUAUGCCGAUGCAGUUCUACUUCAUCAUCACGCCGUAUACGGGCAGCGAACAGCCCUACUCCUAUCACAAAUCCUUCUCCUGCGGUGUUGGAUCGGGAAUGCGCUAUUACGACAAUCUUCCGUUCGGCUAUCCGUUCGAUCGCGUCAUCAACUUCAACUACUUCUACACCAAGAACAUGUACUUCAAGGACGUGUUGAUCUAUCACAACGACGACUUUAAGAAGAUGUACUAUCUCGUGGCUGUAGUCGAACAGAAACUCGACACGAUGAAGCUCCUCAUCCUGGCGGUGGCGAUCUCCCUGGCAGUUCUUGCCAGCGGAUCUUACGUUCCAAGCACCAAGUUCGAAGCGAAAUAUGCCGACAAGGAGUUCUUGUUCAAGCAGAAGUUCUUCUUCGAAGUGCUCCGCAACAUUCACCUGCCGCUCAAGUAUGACGAAUACAUCCCGUACACCAAGACCUGGGUGUCUGAUGAGACCAAGUACAACGACUUUGCUCAAGUGGCCGAGUUCUUUGACUAUUACAAGACUGGUGCCUUCCUAGAGAAGGGCGAGCUCUUCUCCAUCUACAACGAGCAGUACCUGCGCCAGACCUACGCUGUGUUCACCUUCCUGUACAACAGCGCCGACUGGGACACGUACUACAAGAACAUGAUCUGGGCCCGUGACAACAUCAACGAGGGCAUGUUCAUCUACGUGCUGCACCUGACCGUGAUGCACCGACCGGACCUGCAGGGCAUCGUUCUGCCAGCCAUCUACGAGAUCUACCCGUACUACUUCUUCAACACCGAUGUGAUCCGCACCAUCAACUACAAGAAGCUGUACGAUCCCAAGUUCGGUUUCUAUGGCAACGGCAAGUACAACAUCGUGUACGCUAACUACACCGCUACCUACCCGAUGGACUACUACAACAACUUCUACACCGAGGAGUACCUCAACUACUACACCGAGGAUAUUGGCCUGAACGCAUACUACUACUACUUCAUGAUGGACUAUUCGUUCCUCCUGGGUGGUGACAAGUUUGGACUGAUCAAGGACCGUCGUGGAGAGCUGUACUGGUACAUGCACCAGAUGCUGCUCGCCCGCUACAACCUGGAGCGUAUGUCCAACUACAUGGGUACGGUCAAGCCGCUGGUCUGGCGCUUCCCGCUCAAGACUGGAUACUUCUCGCUGCUCAGCUACUGGAACGGAGUGCCGUUCAAGAGCCGUGACUACAACUACAUGAUCUCGGACGAGUCGUACUACAAGCUGGACUGGAUCAACGCCUGGGAGGCGAAGAUCCGCAAGAUCAUUGAGGAUGGAUUCUUCGUCAAGGAAGACGGCACCCGCAUCAACCUCCGUCUGCCGGAGUCGGUCGAGUUCUUCGGAAACCUGCUCAACUCCAACGUUGACAGUGUGGAUGCCAACUACGUCGGCUACAUCGAGGUGUUCUCUCGCCUGCUGCUCUCCGGAAACGACUUCAACGCCUACAAGGUGUGGCCGUCGGCACUGAUGCAGUUCGAGACGAGCCUGCGCGACCCGGUCUUCUACCAGCUGUACGAGCGCUUCAUGGAUCUGUACUACUACUUCAAGCGUUUCCUGCCAAGCUACACUUACGAGGAGCUCAACUUCAACGGUGUCGUCAUCAAGGAUGUCACCUUCGACAAGCUGAUGACCUACUUCGACUACUUCGACUCGGAUGUCUCCAAUGUUCUGCCCAUGCAGUCGGCUGACAAGUACUUCGACUAUGCCGUGUUCGCGCGCCAGCGUCGCCUCAACCACAAGCCGUUCAGCUACACGAUGAACGUCAUGUCGGACUAUACCGGCAAGGCCAUCAUUCGCGCGUUCGUCGGACCCAAGUUCGAUCGCUUCUUCGAUCUGCAGUUCUACAAGAAGUACUUCUUCGAGAUUGACCAGUAUCUGGUCGACUUCACCGCCGGCAAGAACACCUUCGUGCGUAACUCGCGCGACUUCUACUGGAGCGUCAAGGAUCGUACCAUGUACACCGACCUGUACAAGAAGAUCAUGCUCGGAUACAACGGACAGGAGAAGUUCGCCCUGGACAUGUCGGAGGCCCACUGUGGAUUCCCGGAUCGUCUGAUCUUGCCGAAGGGCUGGACCAGCGGUAUGCCGAUGCAGUUCUACUUCAUCAUCACGCCGUACACGGCCAAGACCUACGAGCAGGGCUACCAGUACGACAAGACCUUCACUUGCGGCGUCGAGUCGGGAAUGCGCUUCUACGACAGCCUGCCGUUCGGAUAUCCGUUCGAUCGCGUCAUCAACUUCAACUACUUCUACACCAAGAACAUGUACUUCAAGGAUGUGUUCAUCUUCCACAAUGAUGAGAUGAAAAUGAACCAGACCUACUAAAAGGACUACGCAUACCGGAAUCUUCUAGUUAAUAAAAUAGCAACACAGCAAA